Molecule: messenger RNA, 474 nt
Organism: Hippocampus zosterae (dwarf seahorse)
Lineage: Eukaryota; Metazoa; Chordata; Actinopteri; Syngnathiformes; Syngnathidae
Gene: cfap144
Product: cilia and flagella associated protein 144
Exons: 4
Coding region: 80-457 (125 amino acids)
Cellular component (GO): ciliary base
Source: RefSeq, a predicted model, not a curated record
GUCAAUGCGCAGAACAAAACAGCUUCACAGAUCAAGAGGAUUACGGUUUUAUCAAUUGAGCGCCGGUUGAAUUUGCAAAAUGGAGGCAAAGGAAAAAGAUGUGGUUCAUCAGGAUGCAAUUCACGUUGAGAUGAUACGGAAAGAGCAAAGACAACAAAGACUCUACGUUGAGUUUAGCAUCAACCCACACAGGAAGUUACACAUCCUACCAGACAAACCCAUGAGCAGAAAACCACAAGAAGCGAUUCCAGAAAACUCCGACUUCCUCGAAGCAUUCCACAAAGCUCGCCAGGUGCCCACUAAGAAAUAUCCCAUGCCACUGACUGAAAGUCAGGAGAUCGGGUGGUUGUCGACAGACCUGAUUCCAACAAAUCGCAAAGACAACAGAUUCAAUUUCUUCCGACACAGCUCAGACAUCACCGAGCACCAAGAGUCUGUUUUGCGCUUUUCAAAAUAAACCAAGGGCAAAAGCAA